Molecule: messenger RNA, 1904 nt
Organism: Sorghum bicolor (sorghum)
Lineage: Eukaryota; Viridiplantae; Streptophyta; Magnoliopsida; Poales; Poaceae
Product: serine/threonine-protein phosphatase PP1
Exons: 1
Coding region: 411-1460 (349 amino acids)
Cellular component (GO): cytoplasm; nucleus
Molecular function (GO): protein serine/threonine phosphatase activity
Source: RefSeq, a predicted model, not a curated record
UAUGAUGCUGCAGAGGCCGAAAGUGUUGAUUCCUGGACGUUGUUGGCUUGUGCUUAAUUGGAUGGUAACCUACGGACGGACGGUUCUCCGUCCUACUCUCCUUCUCCUCUGACAAGUGGCUAUGGUAGGCAAAAAUAAGGCCUCAAAAUCAUGCAUACAGCACUGGACUGGACACGAUCAAUCACACGAAUAGGAAUAGGAAUAGGAUACUGGCCAGCUAGCUAGCACUAGGACUUGACCACGCCGGCCGCCCGGCCGAUUCCCCGAUUCCUUUAAUUUCUUUUUGUAUGCGUUGCUGCCUGCUUCUUUCUUCGUGUUCAGUUUAAUUGCUACUAGGAGAGUGGCCGCCGGCCGAGGCAAGGACAAGGAGGAGGAGGAGGAACCACCACCAGCAGCAGCAGCAGCAGAGGAUGGAGAUGAGCCGCGCUGCUGUGGACGACAUGAUCCGCCGCCUCCUUGUCCAGGAUGCACGGCGCGGCAGCCGGCAGACGACGCAGCAGCAGCUGGCGGAGGGGGAGAUCCGCAGCCUGUGCGGCGCCGCCAAGGAGGUGUUGAUGCGGCAGGCCAACCUGCUGGAGCUGGACGCGCCCCUCAACAUCUGCGGCGACGUGCACGGGCAGUACCGUGACCUGCUGCGGAUCUUCGCGACGGCGGGUUUCCCGCCACGGAGCAAGUACCUGUUCCUGGGCGACUACGUGGACCGCGGGGAACAGAGCCUGGAGACCAUCUGCCUGCUGCUCGCCUACAAGGUCCGGUACCCGGAGCACCUGUUCCUGCUGCGGGGCAACCACGAGUGCGCCUACAUCAACCGCAUCUACGGCUUCUACGACGAGUGCAAGCGCCGCUACAGCGUCCGCCUCUGGCGCAUCUUCUCCGACUGCUUCAACUGCCUGCCCGUGGCGGCGCUGGUGGGCGCCCGCAUCCUGUGCGUGCACGGGGGGCUGUCACCGCACCUGCGCAGCCUGGACCAGAUCCGGCGCCUGCCAAGGCCCUGCGACGUGCCCGACCAGGGACUGCUCUGCGACCUGCUCUGGUCCGACCCUUCCCCACUCGACAGCGGCGGCUGGGCGGACAACGAGGACCGCGGCGUCUCCUGCACCUUCGGCGCCGACGUCGUGGCGGACUUCCUCCGCAGCCACGACCUGGACCUCGUGUGCAGGGCGCACCAGGUGGUGGAGGACGGAUACCAGUUCUUCGCCCACCGACAGCUCGUCACCGUCUUCUCCGCGCCAAACUACUGCGGCGAGUUCGACAACGCGGGCGCCGUCAUGACCAUCGACGCGGACCUCGUCUGCUCCUUCACCGUCAUCAAGCCGGCGGAGGCCACGGACAGCAACAAGAGCAAAAAGAGCAGGGGCAGGGGCCGCAGCUCGUCAGCACCACCAGCAGCGCCUGCGCCGCCGCCGCCUUCUAACAAUUCCAACAGAAUCACGAGGAAGGGGCUCCUGCGAUACUGGUAGUAGUAGGUAAUUAUUACAACUGCCGGCAAAGCAAGCAGGGCCAUUCGAUCGAGUUUCCUGUGACGACGAUGGAAGAAGAAGUUGCACUGCACCACACCGCGUUAAUUAUAUAUAUGCUAGCUGCUGAUGCCACUUUAAUUUAGCUAGUAGGAAAUCGAAUGCGUGAGGGUGUUGUUUAAUUGGCCAGGCAGGUUUUGCAUCCAAACAUGCCCAACAUGCAUGCUCUGUGCGUGGUGGGAGUUGGAUGAAGAAGCAUACACUGCACCAUCGGUAGCUCCUGAUGCCAUUUAACGAAUUAUCGUACUUACUUAUUACAAUUUAAUUAUAUUUAUUUAUCGAUGCCUGGACUCUAUGUUGUCAACUCAAUUGUAUAGCUCUCUCGUGUGCCUUUGCCUCUAGCUGGCUCUAUAAAAUUGCUAGGCAGGUGUUGGUUGCCGUUGCUUA